GUGUUGCUUUAUACAGCGUUCUUAAGCAUUAUUGGAGAUUCUGGCUACUUUUCUUACCUUCUUCUUCUGAUAGUUUUGUUCCUUUUUUCAGCUAUUGCAAAUAAUAAUAUUAUAACAUUUCUACUGAAUACUGGAAGAGAUAAAGAUCGGAAAAGGGAAAAAAGGGAAGUUUUAAGGGAAUAUUUCUAAGAUAGAUAAAUGUUAAAACAAUUAUGGAAUUUGCAUAUCAAGAGAAAUCGAAGUUGUUUUCUAGAUUAUCCUUCUGAACAUAAAACUUCAUAGAAGCAUAGGAUAUUGCUGGAAUCUACUCACAUAAGUUAUCAGAUGAUAUGGAAACCUUUGUUUAAGAAAUAAUUAACACACAUCUGUUUAUUUGGUGAUUGAUCAACUACCAGUCCAUGCAGUGCCUUGUUUUAUAUUCGAAUGGAUAUGGUUAUAGUUGGUUGUCAAUAUGCGAACAGAGUUACAACAGUGGACAGUCAUUUCUUUAUCAACAGGAGCAGCGGCCUUAGUUGGGCUUCUUUUAUCGUUCACAACAACAAAUUGGCUGUACAUGACAGAAAUGUGCACUGAGCAUAUCCCUUUUAAUAAUACGACAUAUGUGAUAAAUAUGACAAUGCACUCAAACGCCGGCCUUUGGCGACUUUGCACUAAGACCACGGGAUAUUCUGACGAAUUAUAUUGUGUAGAAACUGGGUUAAAAUAUGGCUUAGAUAAAAACAAAGAACGUCUAGAUCAACAAUGGCGGACGGGCACUGUAAUAGAGGCAACGCGGAUCCAAUUUCCUUUGACGUGCUUAGCUGUUUUGCUCACCUUAGCUGGUUUUAUUUUUAGCAUAUUUGGAAAUUACAGACGUGAUAAGAAGACUAUUGUUGCUGCUGUGCUUUAUAUUUCCUCCGGUUUGUGCCUCUCUGUUAGUGUUAUUCUGUUCAUUUCACGGAUAAACGACGAACUGUCACUCCAAAACUCUAAUAACUGUACUCACUUUGAAUAUAGUUACGGCUGGUCAUUCUAUUUGAUUGGCCUCUCGUUUGUUGCAGAAGAAACGUCUGCUGUUAUCUCUAUUAAACUCUAUCUUAUAAAUAGCCUGAAAAAUGUUGGAGACAUGGUUCGAAUUAUUCCAGGAUUAGAAGAUAAAAUAUUCGUAGAGACAACUAGUUUGAAGAACUAUGAGCCCAACACACAAACACUUAUCUGGUGAUACUGCUUACGAUUUUUUAUAUAAAUUAUUAUAUAUGUUUUAAUAUAUGACAUUGUCAAUUCACAUCUAAAUAAAUGUGUUACACGAUAAACAUUUGCCCAUGCUUAAUACAAACAAAUGAGUUGAUGCUUAUUAGUGUGUGUCAACGAACUCGAUGAUUUUGUUUUAUUAAAGCAUCACGCCUCCAGAUUUUGUGAUUUUUGAUGAAAAUUUAUACAUUGCUCUUAUAAGGAAAUAUGGUGUCAAGUGUAAAUUUUAAGUGAUAUAACAUAGCAUAGCCUUAGGUACUUACUGUAAACGCUUCUUAUGCAUAACUUAAAUAAAUAUUCAGAAUAUUCUCGGUGGAAUUUUAGUGAUACUUAUAGCAAAUAUUUUCAGAUAUUAUAAAAUAUUUUAUAGUUUACUUUGAUUUUGAAUAUUUUAACAUUUCUUUUGCUUUGACUAUAAAUUCCUCAAAGUGGCAUAGUUAAUAAUGAGUGAACAGGUGAACAUUAUAACCUACAUUUUGACAAAAUUCAUUUCAAUUUCAUAAUUUACUUUGCAAGAUGAACGAUAUAAUAACUCAUGAGGCUAAAGGAAAUUCCUGUAAAUAUCUAUUGGAAUUUAUUCGGGCAGUUCUUUUAAAUUUUAGGGAUAAUUAUAAUUUGUCCUUAAUAUGUUUCAGUAUCAACUUUAGGUCGAUCACCAUUAUAACAGUCAAUCUUUUAAGACAAUGAAAUAAAUAACACGAUUCUUUAAGAUUGGUUUUUAUAGUAUUCAGUAUACUCAUCUGGAGGCGUGUCACUUCAAAAUGUGUUAAUACAUGUGAGGUAUAAAAUGUCCAUAUACGGGGUUACCAGUACAUUUUAUUAUCAACAUACAUCA
This is a messenger RNA of Ruditapes philippinarum (Manila clam), 2065 nucleotides long. Its product is annotated as voltage-dependent calcium channel gamma-5 subunit-like. NCBI's taxonomy places the organism in Eukaryota, Metazoa, Mollusca, Bivalvia, Venerida, Veneridae. Gene Ontology annotation, molecular function: channel regulator activity; voltage-gated calcium channel activity. Gene Ontology annotation, biological process: postsynaptic neurotransmitter receptor diffusion trapping; calcium ion transport; positive regulation of synaptic transmission, glutamatergic. Gene Ontology annotation, cellular component: AMPA glutamate receptor complex; postsynaptic density membrane. Bases 452 to 1201 code for a protein of 249 amino acids. The transcript has 6 exons. The record is from RefSeq and is a predicted model, not a curated record.